Drosophila santomea is the source of this 1727-nucleotide messenger RNA. Its product is annotated as lipase 1. The record is from RefSeq and is a predicted model, not a curated record. NCBI's taxonomy places the organism in Eukaryota, Metazoa, Arthropoda, Insecta, Diptera, Drosophilidae. The transcript is spliced from 4 exons. Gene Ontology annotation, molecular function: hydrolase activity, acting on ester bonds. The coding region runs from base 257 to 1615 and encodes 452 amino acids.
CUCAAUGUACGAGUAUUUUGCUUGGCCUUUCCACACAUGUUGUUCCACUCACCUCCAGUGUCACGCCCGAUGGACACCUUCCGGACUCCCAGUCAAUUGCUAUUGGUGUGACUUUCGACUGCCUCAGUUGCUCCUCGAAUGAGUUCAGUCUUCAAUCGGACCCCUUUGCACUCGAGCAGAACGCAACGCAGUCUUAAGUGCGCUUUAGUGGCCGGUGGGCUUGCACUGAACUCGAUUUAGUCACGGAUCGAACGCCAUGUCACAAGCAAUCUGGUUUCUCCUGGUGCUCGGGUGCUGCGAGGUUUUGGGUGGCUAUAUGGAGGAUAACUACCCGGCGAGCGUGAUUGAGGAUGCCCACCUGAACACGAUACAACUGCUGAAGAAGUACAAGCAUCCAGCGGAAACCCACCAGAUGACCACGGAUGAUAAGUACAUCCUAACCCUCCAUCGCAUACCUCGACCUGGGGCCAAGCCAGUACUGCUGGUUCACGGACUAGAGGACUCCUCUUCCACGUGGAUCUCGAUGGGUCCAGAAAGUGGCCUGGGUUACUUCCUCUACGCCAAUGGCUACGACGUCUGGAUGGGUAAUGUCAGGGGGAAUCGCUACUCCAAGGGCCAUGUGAAACUCAACCCCAAUACGGACAAGUCCUACUGGAGCUUCUCCUGGCACGAGAUAGGCAUGUACGAUCUACCAGCGAUGAUCGAUGGUGUUCUGCAGAAAACGGGUUACCAGAAGCUGAGCUACUUCGGUCACUCCCAGGGAACCACCUCGUUCUAUGUGAUGGCCUCCAGUAGACCCGAGUACAAUGCGAAGAUCCAUCUGAUGAGCGCCCUAGCCCCCGUGGCCUUUAUGAAGCACAUGAAGGCACCACUCAUGGGCAUGGCUCGCAUGGGCAUGAACAUGUUUAGCGAAAACUUUGAGAUGUUUCCGCACUCGGAAAUAUUUCUCAACCAUUGCCUUUCCUCUGCCUCCAUGCUGAGGACCUGCAUGCGAUUCUACUGGCAGAUUGUGGGAAUGAAUCGGGAGGAGCAAAAUAUGACCAUGUUCCCUGUGGUUUUGGGCCAUCUUCCCAGUGGCGCCAAUCUUAAACAAGCGCUCCACUACCUCCAACUGCAGAAAUCCGAUCGUUUCUGCCAGUACGAAUACGAGCCCAAGGAGAACCAGAAGCUCUACGGACGUUCCACUCCGCCGGAUUACCGCCUCGAAAGGAUCAGCGCUCCGGUUGCCCUGUACUAUGGCAGUAAUGACUACCUGGCGGCCGUGGAGGAUGUGCAGCGAUUGGCUAAAGUGCUGCCCAAUGUGGUCGAGAACCACCUGUACCGUAAAUGGAACCACAUGGACAUGCUCUGGGGCGUCAGUGCAAGGCGUUCGAUUCAGCCCAGGAUUCUGCAGGUGAUGCAGUACUGGGAGGCAGGAGGAGUAGCUAAGGAUGCCACCACCGGCUCACCCGUGGAGGAGGAUGUGCCCCAGCCGACAACGGUGACUCCUAUCGAGGCAGGAGAUCCGGAAGAGCAGGAGGAAGCUGGCAGUGACCAGGGAAAUGAGGAAUAUGAAGGUCAUGUAGAAGGAACUGAGCAGCUUGAAGCUACCACCAGUCCUACCGGGGAACUAUAGGUUCUGUAAGGAAAGGACAUACGAUUUUAAAGGAACGAUGGUUUGAUGGUUCACAAGGUAUACGUUGUGUUUUCUCAAAUGUGAAAUUAUGCACUGACUAAUAAAUGGAUUA